Messenger RNA from Babesia bovis T2Bo, 2067 nucleotides. RefSeq names its product RAP domain family protein. The record is from RefSeq and is a predicted model, not a curated record. The transcript is spliced from 2 exons. Lineage: Eukaryota; Apicomplexa; Aconoidasida; Piroplasmida; Babesiidae. The coding region runs from base 61 to 2046 and encodes 661 amino acids.
AACACGUGCUAUUUAGCUACACAUUGAAUGCAAAUUUAAUAGUCAAUAUGUUACAUUGAUAUGUGGCAUGGGUGUGGCCAUAAUGGCUUGAUGCGGUUAAUCAAACCGAUAUUAUCUGUGAGAGUAGUCACCUUCUUGAUAAGGUCAAGGAUUCGUUACUACAGUACGGGUAAUACAUUAAACCAUGUUACCGGUGCUUAUCUAGAGAAUAUAUAUGAUUACAAUGCUAAAUCGUAUCUACGGCUACUUACGAAGGGUGUAUUUGAUAAUGAUCAUGAUAUAAAGGUACUUUUAUGUGACUUCCAAAGAUACCUUACGGCAUUUAACCCUGAGGAGCUGAUACAGCUUUUAGAAUUGUUGGUUACACGUGACAUACGGGAGAAUGAUCAAGGUAUCGACAUUAUACUGAUACUACUUGCUGAAAUGAAUCGCCGUCUUCUUGCAGAGAAUGACCGACUUUUUUCUUUGAAACAAAUAUAUCGGCUAUCUAGGUUGUUAAAAACUACAAAGUUCAAUAGGUCAACAUGUUUGUUAAGUCCUGAAGAUCGGGUAAAUGUAAGGGUGCUACAUGAUGACGUUGCAUUUGGUUUCAGUAUUAACGCCAAAAAUACAAAUACGUCUUCUCUUGAAUCGGUCAACGAAACGCAAUCAAGCAGUAUAGAUACUCAUUCUAAAAACUUGGAAUCGAAUAUAUCUAGAACAGAAUUAAAAGAUCAUACACUGGGAUCCAUAAGGCCUGACGUCCCCUUUAAUGAAGCGUAUGAUAAACACAAAAUCGACAUCAUGCGUCGUGGGACAUCGCCACGGCAUGAUGAUGGCUCUGUAUCCAACGAAUUGGGCCAGUAUAAGUCACCCAAAGAGGACAACUACCAUUCUUCUAGCAGUUCCAGUGUUAUUUACCAGCCCGAGGCCUUAGGUAGCAUUUCUGAUUACCGUUCCUGUGUUGUAGUUCCUGUAUGUGAAAUUAAUACAGGCAUAACUAAUACCUAUAAGGCAUGCCAAAAUUGUGUUACCAGAUAUGGUCAAUUACUAGAUUUACAUGGGUACGACCAGAUGGCGCUGUUUAUAGUUCUGCUUGGGAGGUCUAUCAUUAAACAGAUAUCGCACAUCAAGAGAAGGCAUGAGAAUGCUGUUAUUCCUUAUCUUCUACUAUCGUCACACUACAAGACUGCGAUUAACUCCCAUAUCAUAGGUUCUAUAUUGUCACAGCAACAAGUGGCACUAGCGCGAACGAAGUCACUACGUAACAUUGGAAUAGUGUUGGACGUCAUAAGAAAAUGUAAGGUUAGGGCUUCAAGGCUAAGGUCAGCACUUGUGUCGAGGUUAGCAAAUCAACGACAUUUCAAUGAACUGUGCUCCAGGGAAGGCAACAAGACCACACUUAUUCUCUCAUUCAGUCAUAUAAUCAUGGGAACGGUUAAGUUGAAUAAAGCUCCCAAAUCUACAGAAACCAUGCCAGUGUUCUAUAAUAUACUAAAGUAUCUCCUAGAACACCCUGAGCUCCAUGAUGAGGACCAUAUAGACCCCGAUGUACUACAAGGGUCACUCAACAAUGUCAGGCUCCUAGUCACUUACAUUGGAUACGAUCACUUAAAGCAGUGGUUUAGAUCUACUGAAAUCAGUGCCAUUGAAUCCUUACUUGCGAAGGCGCGUCUGGAUUAUUGCAAAGAUUUCCGUACAAGUGACUUGCAUAAGCAGGUUGCCGAUGUACUAUCUACUUUAGGCAUCGAAUGCGAUCAAGAGGUUACCAUAGGAUCACACAUAUGUGACUUGGUACUGAAAAAGCGCCGCAUUGUCAUAGAAAUUGAUGGACCGUAUCACUUCAAUACCACACUGAACUCCAGCUUGAACUCAAUUUUAAAUCGACAUGUAGAUGACUACAGACUGACAUAUACAUACAACUCGAGGAUUAAAAUGUAUAUGUUACGUCAGGGAGGCUAUAAAGUUAUACAUAUACCAUAUUUCAUGUGGCCCUCCGGAAAGCAAGAACAGAUGGUUUACGCUAAAAGGUGUAUAUCGCGUUUGAAUCCUACUUGCGUUUCCUGAAUGACUGCAUAUAGCGUUCAA